This is a messenger RNA of Aspergillus niger, 1407 nucleotides long. RefSeq lists its product as uncharacterized. The transcript has a single exon. Bases 1 to 1407 code for a protein of 468 amino acids. The record is from RefSeq and is a predicted model, not a curated record. NCBI's taxonomy places the organism in Eukaryota, Fungi, Ascomycota, Eurotiomycetes, Eurotiales, Aspergillaceae.
AUGUCAACUCAAUUGCCCAACCCUCCGACGCCAAAGGGGUCGCGAAACAAUCGACGCAAUUCGAAGAGGACCUUGACACCCUCUACUCAGAAAGUCGCCAUACUGGCAACCCCUCCCUCGUCGCCGCCAAGGAACUCCAGUCCUGGCGGGACCGCCACCGAUUCCUCGAUUAAUAUCAACGCCACCAAGAAGAAGCACAGUCGGUCCGGCAAGAAGCCGCGCGACGCAUCCAAAGCAUCCCCAGCGCCUAAUGGGCACCGUCAUACUACUUCUCAACCUAAUAAUACCAUCGCCACCCCGCAAGUAAAAGACAGCCCUCAUUACGCCGGCCCGACUUUCCAUGCAUCUCCAGCACCGUCGGCACUACCUAUCCCCAGUUUCUUCUCCAAGUCUCUACCAGAGUCGGAUCUUGCACCGGCCUUAGAGUCCGACGGUGAUCAUCUCGAUGCUGAGCCGGAUCUGGAGAACACCCCCUCAAAGCCGAAGUCGCGCCCACAGUUUCAGGAGGAAGAGCGUCAGUCAACACCCUUGGAUUUUCUCUUCAGAGCUGCAGUCGAGGCCAGAAACCCCCAGCAGCAACAGCAGCGAAGCCCCGAAGCAAGCAGUCGGGUCCGGUCGCCACAGACUGAUUCUAAGACCCUUCAACACCGUAGGCCCAAUGGCACUGCUAAUGGGCUCUUCCGGUUGGAGAUGGAAAGCCCGGAGUUCCAGCAUUCGCAAAUUGGGCCUUCCUUUGCGACCUCUUACAAGGACCGUAUGAACGCGUUACGAUCGGCCAGCUCACCUUCUCCUCCGGUAUGUGAUUUCGAUGAACAGGAGAAGAGAGCUAAAACCGAAGCUUUGAAAACUUUGUUGCUCAACCCUCGCCCCCAGAGACCCUCGUCUGCAUCUAUCACGGCUCAAGAUCACAGCAACCCAGUGAUGGAGCGGCCUGCUUCAAAUCCCGGCGUACCUCACUUUGCAACGCCAGUGAGAACGACUUCUGGACCCCCCGCUUCUAUCUCUCAUGGUAUGUCAUAUGAUCAGAAACAAACUUUCGUCGGAAAUGGUCGGCACUAUUCCUCAUCCUAUACGCACUCGAAUGCUGCUCAGCAGUACCACUUGCAAAACUCUCCGUUGAGGAAAGAAGUUCUUACUUCGAAAGUCGAAAAUAUGCCGAGCGUUCAUGGCCAAGCUUUCUACCCUCCAGCCGCGUACGACCAGCCCAAAUCUCCUCCUAAGUAUGCACAAUAUCCUACGUAUUAUUCUCCUCCGCAGCACCAAUCUCCUGUCUCACGGAGCGUGUCAGUGAGCAACAACGCGCAGCCUUAUGACACGAAGAAGAUAGAAGAUGAUCUGCGAAGGAUCUUGAAGCUUGAUGUGAACCCUACCAUGCCAGCCAACGGCAUGCAAAGCUCUUUCGCCUGA